GCGCGCGCAUCAUGGCGCGGUACAUCGCGCUACUUCUCCUGUACACAAGCGUCGCGUGCGCAGAAAUAUUGACACCCCCGUACUUUAAUUUAGCGCUUGGAAAGAAGAUCACUGCUUCAGCUACUUGUGGUGACGAGGGAUCUGAAUUGUAUUGUAAAUUAGCCGGUGCAAAUGUCGACCACGACGAAACUGUGAUUCAAGGACAGGUAUGCGACUACUGCGAUGCAACAAAUAAAACCAAGAAACAUCCGCCAGAAUAUGCCGUGGAUGGAAUGGAAACCUGGUGGCAGAGCCCCCCUCUAUCACGUGGAAUGAAAUAUAACGAAGUCAACCUCACCAUCGAUCUGGGCCAGGAAUUUCACGUGGCGUAUGUCUUCGUGCGAAUGGGGAAUUCCCCAAGACCAGGACUUUGGGCAUUAGAGAAAUCUACUGACUACGGAAAGACUUUCAAGCCUUGGCAAUAUUUUUCAGACUCACCGCAGGAUUGUGUAAGAUAUUUUGGCAAGGAAAGUCUACAACCUAUUACAAAAGAUGACUCCGUAAUUUGCAGUACGGAAUACUCAAAAAUUGUUCCACUUGAAGGUGGAGAAAUACCAAUAUCACUGUUGAACUAUCGACCCUCAGCAAACAAAUAUUUCAACUCUUCCGUACUUCAAGAGUGGACACGAGCGACCAACGUCAGAUUGCGAUUAUUGAGGACUAAAAAUUUGCUCGGUCAUCUUAUGUCGGUAGCAAGACAGGACCCCACCGUUACCAGAAGAUAUUUCUACAGUAUUAAAGAUAUCAGUAUUGGAGGGCGCUGCAUGUGCAAUGGUCAUGCUGAUACAUGCGACCCUGCAGACCCACAAAGCGACAGCAGCAUUCUUGUAUGCCGAUGCCAGCACAAUACUUGCGGGCCCCAGUGCGCUGCCUGUUGUCCAGGUUUUGAGCAAAAAAAGUGGAGAAUAUCACAAAGCUGGGACAAAUUCGCUUGUGAACCUUGCAACUGCCACAACCACACAACCGAAUGUGAGUUCGAUGCGAGCAUUGAUGAGCAAUUUUUAUCACUUGACAUAAACGGUCGAUAUGAAGGCGGCGGAGUUUGUAAGAACUGCCAACACAACACAGAAGGAAUAAAUUGUAACAAGUGCAAACCAACAUACUACCGCCCCUAUGAGAAACGCUGGGAGGAGCUUGAUGUAUGCCAACCUUGCAACUGUAACUUGCACUAUUCGACUGGUAACUGUCAAGAAGAAACGGGACAAUGUGAAUGCCGACGAGAGUUCAAUCCACCAAACUGUGAUUCUUGUGCGUACGGAUACUUUGACUAUCCUAAUUGCAAGCCCUGCACGUGUAAUCUUAAUGGAACAGAUGGGCAACAUUGCACACCUACUGACGGAAUGUGCCCCUGCAAAUUCAACUAUGCCGGUGCCUCUUGUGAAAAGUGUGCAGAUGGUUAUUAUUCACCUGAGUGUAAAAACUGUGAAUGUAAUUCAGUUGGUUCGGUGUCACAAGUGUGUGACAAGGAAAGUGGCAACUGUACUUGCAAAAGCAAAUACAACGGCAGAACUUGCAACCAAUGUGAGGCUGGAUACUUCAACUACCCAACGUGCAAACAUUGCAACUGCGACACAAGUGGCACAGAACCUAUUAUUUGUGAUGACAUCACUGGGCAGUGUAUUUGUAAACCAGGCUUCGGAGGUACACGCUGUGAUCAAUGUUUAUCAGGGUAUUACAUGGAGGUUCGAGGUCGUGAUCGUUCCUGCGUCCCUUGCAACUGUUCGCCAACCGGCUCAACCUCAACCAGUUGUUCGGUUGAUGGCAAGUGCAACUGUCUCAGUAAUUUUGGCGGCAAGGAGUGUGAUCAGUGUUCGCCAGGCUACUAUAAGUUUCCUGAUUGUUUACCUUGCAACUGUGACGAAUCAGGCGCAAUUGGCUCAACAUGCGAUGAUAACGGACUAUGCCACUGUAAAUCCAAUUUCGACGGAGACAAGUGCGACAAAUGCAAGGAGCAAUUUUACAACUAUCCUGCCUGCGAAGAGUGUAAUUGCGACCCGAGAGGGGUCGUCGCAUCAUUUGCCGGAUGUGGCUCGGUGCCUGCCGGAGAGCUCUGUCAAUGUAAGGACCGCGUACAGGGCCGAAUUUGUAACGACUGCAGACAACUGUUUUGGAAUUUACAAGAAUACAAUCCUCUUGGAUGUGAAGAAUGUAGCUGCCACGUAUCAGGCACGCUUGGAGGUCUCGGCGCUUGCAACACCCGAAGUGGGCAAUGUACGUGCAAAUUACACGUCAGCGAGAGACAAUGCGAGCAAUGUCAAGACGGUUUCUAUAAAUUAGAAAACCACAAUAUGUUUGGAUGUACAGCGUGUGACUGCGAUAUCGGUGGUUCAAUCGAUAACAACUGCGACAAGAAUACCGGUCAAUGUCGCUGUCAUUCCCGGGUUGAUGGGCGCCGCUGCGACCGUCCGAUACGCGCACACUACUUCCCCACAUUGCAUCAGUUCCAAUAUGAAGCUGAAGAAGGCCUUACCCAAUCUGGGCCCGUUAGGUAUAGAAACUCUGAAGAUGUAUUCCCAGGGUACUCGUGGAAAGGAUAUGUCGUGUUUUCAAUUUUACAGAACGAAGUGAUCAACGUUGUCCUCAUAAGCAAAUCAUCUUUAUACCGCAUGGUAAUAAAGUACGCCAACCCUCUAAAAGAUAUCGUCACUGCCAGCAUUAUUAUAACGCCAGAAAGCGUAGUCGAUACGAAACAAAGUUUCAACGUUUAUUUGAGGCCGACUCAUAAGCCCCAACUUGUUACCGUCUUAGUAGAAAAAGGAAACGCUCCUGCGCCUUUUGUAAUGAACGCAGGCAAUUGGACCGUUACUAUCAAAACUACUAAGGAAAUCAUGAUUGAUUACUUUGUUUUAAUACCAGAAGCAUACUACGAAGCAACGGUUCUUACUAAGCUAGUUGAUACACCAUGUAUAAUUGGUGAAAACAAACUGUGCAGACAUUUCGCCUAUCCUAAUUUACGUGGGCUACCUGCUACAACUGUUUCAGACUUGGUAUCAGAAGUCACAUUGUUCAUCGAUGACCCUGAGCAACUACAAGAGUUUAAUGCUAAGCCUAAUGAGUUACCAAUAAUAAACAACGUCCAAAAUGAACUUCAGUACAACAUGAAGAUUGAUCCAAGUGGGCCAUAUGUUAUUAUUAUAGAAUACGUCACCCCUGUCAACCGAACGGCUGUGACUAUCAGUCAGACUAAUUCUAGCGAGAAUUAUGAAUUGACACCUAGAGGAGUUGUCACCAUAAGAUUCCGAUCAGGUGAUGGAACAGAAGCAAACGCUUUAGCAAAUUUAAACGAUUGCCCUUAUACAACACCCUGUAGACAAGUUGUUGUUGACGAUUUGUCCAAAAUUUACUCCUUCAACGUUCAGGACAGUAACAAUGUCGUGUACUUGGAUGGCGAUACUGGUACUCUCGCUGGCAUCAAAUCCAUAAUAGCGAUUCCAGAGGCAGAGUGGCACCUCGACUAUAUUACCCCGCGGCCAUACUGUCUGCGACAUAAUGGUAACUGUAGUCCAGCCAUCUUCUCCACUGCUGUUGACUCUAAAAAGGUUGAAAUAGAAUCCGGCACAGGAGGAAAUAGAGAUUUCAGACCUCAAAUUCAAGACAACUCUACAAUUGUCGUGUACUUUGCACCCCAAUCAGAGACCGUGAAGAUAGAGUCAAAAGUGCCGUCACCUGGAGAUUACAUGUUUGUAGUACAUUACUAUCAACCGGAUCAUCCAGAAAGUACUAUUAAGAUAAAUAUUACCACUAAUGGGCAACAAUAUGAAGCAUCUAUUCCUGUGGAGCACUGUCCUUCUAACUCUGGUUGUAGAGCCCUAAUCAAACAGUCGAAUGGAAAUACACUGUUUAGUGUUUCAGAUAACUUCACCAUCGAAUUUAAGGGUGGUAAUAGCAAGGAAGUUUGGCUGGAUUACGUUCUUGUCAUUGCAAAACCAGAUUUUGUACACUCAGUCCUUAAAGAAGCUAAUAUGAUUGAUUACACACGAGAGUUCAUCGAGAAAUGUGCCGUAAACCAUUAUUACAUACCUUCUAAUGAAACAGGAUUUUGCCGCGAUGCAAUGUUUUCGAUAACAGCAGAAUACAACAGUGGGGCUUUAAGUUGCUUUUGUGAUUACUUCGGGUCCACGGAACUGGAAUGCAACACCUUCGGAGGCCAAUGUCCGUGCAAGGACAAUGUAAUCGGCAGAACUUGUAGCGCUUGCAGAACCGGCUAUUAUGGGUUCCCCAAUUGCAGGACGUGCCAUUGCCCGUCUACAGCCAUUUGUGACGAGAACGGAGAAUGUAUCUGCCCCAAAAACGUGGAAGGCGAAAAUUGUGAUCGUUGUAAACCCUACACUUUCAACUUUGACGUACAACGCGGUUGCGAUGACUGCAGUUGUAAUCCAUUGGGUGUAAUCGACAAUCAGUUGCAGUGUGAAGCCGAUAGUGGAAACUGCGCAUGUAAAGAAAACGUUAUCGGGCGCAUUUGCGAUCACUGCGUUCCAGGACACUAUGCGUUCCCUGAUUGUCUCCUCUGUACUUGUAAUGAAGAUGGCACUACAGACGAUGUUUGCGAUCAAAACACUGCCCAAUGCUUUUGUAAGAAACAUGUCAAGGGCCAGGACUGCAGUGUCUGCAAGGAAGAAUACUUUAACCUCCAACCUGACAACCCUGAUGGGUGCACAAAGUGUUAUUGUUUUGGAAAAACAACUCGAUGCGCUAGUUCAUAUCUAUCAUGGGCUGAGAUAAAUGGCAUGAGUGAUUGGUAUCUAGUAAAUAUUGAGGCCAAUCGUACGUUGAAUAUUUUCCCUUUGACCAUUGGUCCAAGUAUAUUAAACGAUUCUGUGAUAGGCGCCGAUCUCGCAAGCAACGAAGAUGGUCAGCAAAAAGUUGUCUAUUUUGGCGCACCUAGCUACUAUCUGGGAAAACGUCUGUCAUCAUAUGGGGGAUACCUUACCUAUUCCAUUUUCUACACCACACGUGAGAACGGGCAUGCCAUACCAGCAGCUGACGUCAUCAUAGAAGGACCCAGUGGUUUCAUUGUACACUAUAGUAUAGAACAACCACCAUCAGUGGUAAACUGGGCACAUAGUGUCAGAAUGUCGGAAGAUGAAUUCACUAACUUGGAUGGAUCGUCAAUUACAAGAGACCAGUUCAUGAAUGUUUUAGUCAACGUCACCAAUAUUUAUAUCAGAGCUACGUAUUGGCAUGAAGCUGUUACUACCAGAUUAAUGGGAGUCACUUUAGAUAUUGGAAAAGAGGAAUACGAAGCGCCAGAGAGAAGAGCUUUGUCCGUAGAAGAUUGCCAGUGCCCUAAGGCAUACAGGGGUCUAUCUUGUGAACAAUGCGCUGAAGGGCACUACAGAGUUAGCUCAGGGCCUCAUGCUGGAUUUUGUGUACCUUGUCAAUGCAAUGGACACUCCAAGGAAUGUGAUAUUAACACAGGAAUAUGUUUGGAUUGCACUGACAACACUGAGGGUGAUCACUGUGAACAGUGCAUCUCUGGGUAUCACGGCGAUGCUACAGUCGGCACUCCUAGAGACUGUCUUAUAUGCGCUUGUCCUAUACCAAAUGCCUCUAACAAUUUCGCAUACAGCUGCGAUUUAAGUGAUAACGGAUCACUUAUAUCGUGUAUCUGUAAGCCGGGCUAUGGAGGUGUAAGAUGCGAGUUCUGCGCUGCCGGAUACUAUGGAGUUCCUGAGCAAAUUGGUGACUAUUGUAAACCUUGCAACUGUUCUGGUAACAUAAACACCGAAGAUCCUGGCUCUUGUGACAGUAUCACAGGAAAUUGUCUUAAGUGCGUGAACAAUACUGCUGGAGCUGCUUGUAAUUUAUGUGCUCCCGGUUUCUUCGGUGAUGCCAUCUUCUCCAAAAACUGUACAGCUUGUGUUUGCGAUGAUUACGGGAUGGAAAGAUGCGAUCCGACCACUGGCACUUGCGUAUGUCGCCCCGGAGUCAUUGGUGAUAAGUGCGAUCAGUGCCUUCCUGACCAUUGGGGUCUAAAGAGCGGACAGGGAUGCUCCCCCUGUAAUUGUGGUAUCGCUUCGGAAUCAACACAGUGCGAUGAUGAUACUGGAAAGUGCAGAUGUGCUAAAGGUGUUACUGGAACUCACUGCGACCAAUGCGCGGCCGGCUAUUGGAAUUACACAGAGGAAGGAUGCGAUCGUUGUAACUGUAACACGGGAUAUUCGAUUGGAUUCAUGUGUAAUUCCACAGGGCAGUGCGAAUGUCUGCCUGGUGUAAUUGGAGAAAAAUGUGAUCGUUGUCCAGACAGAUGGGUAUUCAACCCACAAAAAGGCUGUUCAAAAUGUAAUUCAUGUACAGAUGCUCUGCUGUUCACAAUUGAAGAUUUAACCUACUUAUUGAGUAACGAAACUCAUGACUUCCAGGAUAAAGCAGAUUCCUUCUUUACCACACAAAGGCUAAAUUACAUAUCUAAUCAAACCGAGCUUUUAAAGCCAAAAGUCGCCGAACUAAGAAAUGUUGAUUUAAGUGAAGUUACAGCAGCUGCAAAAACUCUAGAAACCAAUGCGAAAAACCUUCUUCGAUCGGCUGAAUUCGCUGCAACGGAUAGUGACAAACAAAUUUUAAGAGCUGCAGAUUUGACUAAUACUGCCGAGAACGUUCUCGCUUCUGUGAGAGAAAACAGCAAAAAGGCUAAGGAUAUUGUAUCCCAUGUAUCAGAGCUAGCAACAGGAUUGGAAUUAAGUCAACAACCGAAAGUAGACAGUGCCUUAGCUGAAGCUAGGCAAAUUAAGAACGACAUUGCUGAAAAAAAUUUCAAACAAAAAGCGGUACAAGCAUCCAAUGCAUUCACAAAUGCAUCGCAGCAAGUAGAACGAAUGAACGUUUUUGUGCAGCCAGUUAACGAGCAAGUUAAGAAAUUCGAAUCCCUUACUAACGGCACUCGUAUGCUAAAAACAAAGUUGCAAGAAAUGUUGGUAUACUCCGAUACAGCAGAACGCAUUGCCUCGGAAGCAGAAAAUCUAAACGCAAAUAACAGGAAGUCAAAGUUUGAGAACAAAGUUUCAUCAGUAACAAAAUUAAAUAGUGCAGCCAUGAAAGAUUUAAUUGAUUCUGCGUUUGAUAUAAGCAACGCAACUUUGUUCACUGGUAGAACAAAAGAGAAAUCAAGAAACAUGAGCCUGGCUUUAGAAGAUAUUCAAAACGUCAACACGAACAUAAGCAACUCCAUAGAAACACUUACACAAUCAUUGCCCGAUUUGACCAAUCUUACGAAUGAAGCAUUUAACCAUGCUAGCAAUUUGCGAUUUAGAGCAGAUAAUUUAAGAAAUUUAGCGGAUAGAGAAAACAAUAACUCACGUACCCAACACGCGUAUAGCGCAGCCUCUGCCUAUUCUUCUAUAGUGCAAGAAAUAUCGGAUGCCAAAGACGCUAGUGAUGACGCCGAAGCUGCUGUUGUAGAUAUUACAGACGUUAAUGGCAGGCUCAAGGGCAUUGUCGAGCCAGCACGUGAACGUUCUCUCACUCUUUUAAAAACAGCAUUAAAAGCUCUAGAAAUUGUGGAGCAAAAAUUGAAACCAAACCUUACAUUUGCUGAAAUAGCGCUUAAAAACGCAUCUUCCACUUUUGGCUCCGCAGAUGAUGUGAAUAAUGCUAUAGAACUGUCCCUUCCACUAUCACCAAAAGUAUCACUAGAAAAUGAAACAAAAAAGGCUGAUACGGUAGCCCAAAUAGUUAAAUCAACUGUGGAUACUAUGUCUAAUCUUUCAAGCGAACUUUCCAAAAGCAAAGAAUGGGCGCAGACUUUACCUAAACUGGCUGAUGAUGCGCAGAAAAUGACAUCCAAUGUUGAAAGUUUGAUAAAAAAUAUUCAAAGUAUGGAUCCAGUGGUCCAGUCUAAGUUAGAGACUGUCCAAAUGAAACAAGAUGAUUUAGAAUAUCGACGAAAAGAAGCUGAUGAUAAACUACAGAAAGUCAGAGAACUGAUUGAACAGGCGCGUACAGUUACAAACCGUAUACAGGUGGGAGUAAGCUUCGAUCGGCAUUCAACUCUUCAACCUCGUUUACCCGACACUAUAGACGAAAUGUCUACAUCAACACAUGUAUCUGCUUACUUCCGCACUAAAGAAAAUAAUGGCUUCAUUUUAUAUCUUGGAAAUCCGAAGGACACUAUGCUGCGAAGAACGAAAUCUGAUGACUUCAUGGUAGUAGGCAUACAAAACGGCUAUCCUUAUCUAGUUAUGGACAUCGGUGAUAGCGCAUCAUCUGGGCGGGAACCAGCUAGGAUCAGCAGUGACAAAUUUGUUGCUGACAAUCGAUGGUACCAGGUUAUUGUUGAUAGAGUGGGUCGUAACGUCAAGCUAUCGAUUCGUGAAAGUCUGGACAACGGAUCGGAAAAAGUAUACGACAAGGAUGCUGUACUACCAGGACAACAUACUAUUUUCAACCUUGACCGGGAUAAAUCAAAACUUUAUGUUGGCGGAGUUCCUUCUGAUGCGAAACUUCAGAGCAUAAACUUCCCAGCGUUCGAAGGUCAGAUUGAAGAACUGAUGAUUGGUGACACUCCUGUUGGAUUAUGGAAUUCUGUUAGCGCUGCUAACCUGAAAGGAGCAAGACAAAGGGAUAAAUUGAUAACAUCUCAGUCUGGUCCUCAAGAAUACCGGUUUAACGGACGUUCUCAUGUUACCAUGCCGGGAAGAGGAUACCUUGGACCGCAGAAAAAUCAAGUGCUACUAUUCUUCAGGACAUAUGCUCCUGACGGCUUAAUAUAUGUAGUAGGCGAAGACAAACAUUUCUUUUCACUGCAAAUGCAAGACGGACACGUGUAUUUACAGGUCUCACUUGGCGAUCCAAACAACAUGGUGAUACUGGGUACUCUAAAAACAUAUAACGACGGCAAAUGGCAUAAACUGGACGCUGGAAGAUAUUCAACUUCGUGUUCCCUUCGAGUAGACAAUGAAAUCCUGAAAAGAGUAGCAUCUUCAGCCGACAAGGAAAUAGUCGCGCUGGAUACGAUGAAUUUCGGUGGAAAUAACAAGGGAAUCAUACAAGUCACAACAAACGGAUUUGAUGGUUGUCUGAGACAAAUUAGUAUCGAUGGUAUAAACAUAGAUUUGAGUGAAAACAUGGAAUCUGUUGGAAUUGCUUACAGUUGCCAGUUUGCAUCGUUAGUGUCUCUAUCCGGCGACAAUAGUUACUUAUGGUACAAAGAUAUAACUACAGAAAACGUUCAGCUGACUCUUAAGUUCAAGACCGCAAGCCCAGAUGGUCUACUCUUCAUUUAUGUUAGCAGAACUCAGACGACAUCCAUGCCAGAUAGCAUCUCAUUAUCACUUAUAAAAGGUAAAUUAGUACUCAUGAGUCAACGUGAAGUGCUAGAUACAGGUCUCAAUACAUACAAUGAUUCUCAAUGGCACGUGGUGGCUGUAACUCAUAACAACAAAGCUUUACGACUCGUAGUUGAUGACUUCGACUACUUUAGUACUGAUUCGCCGCCGGCACCGUUGCAUAUACUGAAUGGUGUUCUCUUCAUCGGAGGAGUAAAGGCAAACUACGUUGUCGGUGGCAAAGUGGGCUCCAAAGCCGCGUUCAAAGGAUGCAUAGCAGACGCCAGUCUUAAUGGACGAGUUCUGAAUCUCUUGGAGCCGUUCAACAACCAUAGUGUUACCUUUGGACGAUGCGGCAAAACUACGACCACUGGAGGCGCCUCACCAGAUCAAACACUAUGGCCAGUACCAACUAGUGAUGAUGUUCUACCAACUCCCAGGAUAAUAUUUGAACAAGAGGGAACUACACUAACAGAAUCCCCGGUCAUUAAUACCGAAAGGCCUAUAACGGAGCUACCGACGCGAGCGCCGCCUGUAACCACUACUGUCCCUACAUCGACAAGAUCUCCGUUCAUACCAACAACCGUAAACAACACAAGAUCGAUGCCGACUACCAGAAGAACUCCUCCACUUCCCGAAACCGGGUGUUCUCUAGCGUACGAUCCACAGUAUACAAUCGGUGAUCCCGAGGAAGGUUACAGAUUUGGUACACAAAACGACAGUCGUAUAGAAUAUGCAAAGUUGCCUGGCCGACAGCUGGACGGUUUCGAUCUUACCAUCACAUUCCGCACCUUCGAUCUACAUGGAGGACUUAUGUUCUACGCAGCAGCCGAGAGAGCGCCGGAUCAAUUCUUAGCUCUUUAUAUGAAAGACGCAAAACUCCACUUCUCGUUCAACUGCGGUGGCGAGACCGGUGAAGUUAUAUCCACUGGUACAUAUAACGACACCGAGUGGCACACAGUGACACUGGUGAGGUACGGCGGCCAUGGGAAGCUCACCGUCGUUAACGAAUGGAACGGUGAAGCCAGCGUCACAUGCAACGCACCAGCCGGCCUAACAGCACCUUUCUACUAUGGCGGCUUGAGAAAUGUGUCCAAUAGCAUCGGCCGUAAUCUUAAGAACUUUUAUCAGCCAUUUAAGGGAUGCCUUAAAGGCCUUAUGAUGAAUGCGCAAUACGUUACCGAUAUUCUUCUCAGGAGUAGUUCCCUCCGUUGCACGGACAACGUGGAAGAUGGUGUUUAUUUCGGCCCUUCGAACACUGGGCAUAGCAAUUAUUUGAAACUCUUAGAAAACUUUAGAGUUGGAUACGAAAUCUCAAUAUCCAUGGAAGUUAAACCUCGCAACUCUACCGGUCUUUUAUUAAGUGUACACGGUAGGAGAGACUACAUGGUUUUAGAGCUUAUGGAAAACGAAGUCGUCGCCAAUGUGGAGAAUGGAAAGGGACCUUUUAGCGCCAGCUAUAAAUUGGGCAACAAAUUUUCACUAUGUGAUGGCAAUUGGCAUAAAAUACACGCGGUGAAAUCACACCACGUGGUCUCAGUUGGUGUUGACGGACACUUCUCUGAUGCUGGCCUCGGCGUAUCAGGGUCGACAGAUACGCGGUCAGCCAUAUAUAUCGGCGGACACGAGCGUCCCAUAAACAGAGUACGCGGAGUACGGUCCAAGCGAGGAUUCACCGGUUGUAUACGAAACAUUACCAUAAAAGACACCCCUGUGCAAAUACCGCUAAGUGCGGCAGGAAGAAAUACUAAUAUAGGAGUGUGCCCUAGCGAUUAAAAUAAAUAUAAUUAAUUUAAUAACAGCUGUCAAGACCUAAAUUAAUGUAAAUACUUUGACCAGAUUCUAUCAAUUAUAGCGAUUCAUUACCAUUCAUGACCUAAAAGAUAUUUCUACGGUGAAGGCCGAUUCAUUGAUUCACCUUUACUAGUAAGUCGUUCUUCUCUCCUAGUUAUUUUCGAGUAUAUAGUCACUAGUGGAAUGGAAAUCAUGUUCCACGUUUCGUACAAACGUACAUUAGUUUCUUUUUAGUAACGAGAUUCUUUAGAACUCAAUCAAAAAGAGUACAAGUACUGUCAAGAAGUGAAGAAGCUAAACGUCAUAUAAAAUAUAUACCACUAAAACCAACUGCUAAUAUACCAGUGUGCUAUAAGUAAUUUAACGGAAAAAAAUACUUCUUCCCUUUUCUUAAAUAUUUCUCCACCUUUCAAUUAAUAGUAUUUACUAAACUUCAGAAUGAAUCGUAUCGCAAGAAUAUUUAUGUACCAGCAGUAAUGAGUAAUAUUUUAUUUAUUUGCAACGUGUGUCGGAGCAAAACUGUAAUAACUGCAGUGAAUGUAGCCUAUUUAAAACUUAUAAUUAUAAAAUUUGAAUAAAUCAGUAUUCAAAACGUA
Molecule: messenger RNA, 11692 nt
Organism: Pararge aegeria (speckled wood butterfly)
Lineage: Eukaryota; Metazoa; Arthropoda; Insecta; Lepidoptera; Nymphalidae
Gene: LanA
Product: laminin subunit alpha
Exons: 62
Coding region: 12-11078 (3688 amino acids)
Biological process (GO): cell adhesion
Source: RefSeq, a predicted model, not a curated record